Molecule: messenger RNA, 783 nt
Organism: Xylaria bambusicola
Lineage: Eukaryota; Fungi; Ascomycota; Sordariomycetes; Xylariales; Xylariaceae
Exons: 1
Coding region: 1-783 (260 amino acids)
Source: RefSeq, a predicted model, not a curated record
AUGUCGUAUUAUAUACACCCCGAUGUCCUUACGUUGAAAACAAUAGCUGACAACAGGUGGAAAGAACCGAGCUUACAUUCAGCUAAUUCUCCAAGGACUAAGACACCACACGAUGCUCAAUCGUUGGUUCGAUUAGUGUCAAAUUCUUCCUGGGCGGUUCAAGACCCAUAUUCAGAGCCAGUGACGCGGUUCAUAAAGUGGUACCGCAAAGGACAGGAGAUGGACUUCAAAAGCAUGGACAAUGAAAAGCUUCGAGAUGAGCUACAGAGUUACUUAGCCGACAUCGACGACCUGUUUUUCUUCGGCCUCCUAACCAGAAAAGUCAAAGGAAAAUCAGGAACGCAGAAACUUGUCCUUCUAAGGGUUACGAGUGAGGCCCCGAAAGGUAAUUAUUGUGGUGCUUAUAAAAUGGAAGACGAAGGACCAUCGAUUCGUAUACAUCGAUAUGAUCGUCAAGGCAUAAUUCGACCAUUUGAGAAGUUUCUCAGCACGCUUGUACACGAAUCUUGUCACGCAUAUCUCGAUAUCUUUAGCGAUACGCGUCAUUCCAAACACCAAGAAUGGGUUUGUGACUAUGGUGGUCAUGGAGAGAUGUUUUGGGUCCUAUUUCGGUUUAUUAUGGAAAAGAUAAGGGCUUAUACUAGGUCAGAAAGAUGGGAGAGACAAAUGAAAGAUAUGGAGUACGAAUGCGUUGAUAUCACGAAAACGAAAGGCCGCCCUGGUGAUUGGGGGACUCCGGCGCGGACUGUAAUGGGAGGUUUCUUGAGUCCAGGAUAUGCUUAA